AUGGCAGAACUUGCCAAAGCCGGGCUCCUUCCGGACAUCUUUGCGGCGAUGAUGGAGCAUCCGCCGGUGGUGGGUCUGGGCGGAACGACCCUGCCGCAGGGUCGCGAGCCUUCGGAUGUGCAGCCUCCCAGGGAUCCAAGGUUUCAGUCGAUGAGCAUCCCGGGGUACAACAUGAAGCCGGUGAACCGCUAUGAAGAGCGUGCCUUGCGCAUGUGGGGCGAUGAAGAGAUCGAGGAAAACUGGGACCCGGUGAGGCUGGGCCUAUCCUACAUCGACCUGACCCCGGCCUGCGAUCUGCCGCUGCAGGUCGCCAUGUGCUUCCUGAGCGCAGCCUUGUGGCUCUGGAGAGCCUUGGAGCUGUUGGGCGAUAACUGUGGAGGCGACGGCUGGCUGGACAUCUACGUCUUCGAGGAUAUUUGGUCUGCUCCGGAAGCUGCAAAGCGCCUGGCCAUGCAAUACAGCCUGAAACGCGCAGUUCUGGAGCUCGUGGACUACGCAGCCAACAUGGCCGAGCACCAGCUUUUGCCCGGUGCCCGGCUGGCCGUCCAACGCAGUGGGUACCUGCUGCUGCGGAAGGUCACUGCACGCUUCGGCGUCGCAGAAGACGGUCCGAAAGUCAUGGCUCAGCUGAAACGCUACUUCGCGGCUGCUCGGGUGAACCCGCUUUGGUCGCCACCGGUGCUUCCGGUCUCCGAUGCUGUUUUCAUCGACAUCUUGUCAGGCAGGCUGCAUGCAGCCUUCCUCGAAAAGCUGCAUUCCUUCACCCAUGAGUCGGACUCGUCGGUUCUGCCUCAAGCUGUGCCAGAGUACACACUCUACGAAGCAGCACUACUUGGUGGAGGUGAGGUCAACAUGACCUUUGCACGUUAUGAGCUGAUGGGCGCUUUGCUCCGCGACACGCGCAACACGUGGUCACAAGUUGAGUCCCUGCUCAGCGACGCCCCGUUCCACCAGGACGCCGCAGGCUUCGUGUCCGACCAGCGGCCGAGACCAAAAUGGGCCUCCCUCGUGGCCGAGUUCUCAGCGGUACGUGGCCUUCGAGUGGAUGCCGGCACCGGCACAGCGACCCUAUUGCUGUCAAGGCCCUCGGCCGCUGCGCCAGCGCUCUUCUCCUUGGCGGACAUGGCUGCAGUUCUCGCGUUGGAGGACACGGAGCCCAUGGCUGUUGUGCUGGACCCUCCGUCUCAGCCUGGGGCGGGGAUGGCGGAAUAUCCCCACCAUCCAUUUCAGCGCGUCACCGUGAGCCCGGGUGCAGGUGCCAGCAGCCGCUUAGCCGAAACCUCGCUCCUGCAUGCGGCCAUGGCGAUACAGCAGCUGGCAUCCGGAACCGAGGUUGCCUUCAGAGCACCUUUUCCAACACGAGACUGCGCUCGUGGCCUCUGUAAGGCGCUGCCGAAGUCGCUUCGGUCCAAGCUGUCGCCCAUUUCGCACCUGCGCACGGAGGCGUGGGAUGUACCUUCCAGGUUGGUCAUGGAGUGCCCGAGGAUACCGUACUGGCAAGUUCCCGCUGCAGGCAAUGUGCUGGAAGUCAGGUUUGGAGAGCCCAAACUGGAGGUCCAUGCCGGGGAGCCGUUGCGGGAGCUGAACGAAGAGGAAUUCAGGAAGUGGCCCACCAGCCGCCUCCAAUCGGCGCUGAAGCAGAUUCAGUCAGAGCUUGUGGGCACGGAUCCGCAGGAUGAGCUUCCGCCCCUGGAGAAGCAGGAGCUCGUCGAUCGUCUCCUCCGUGCAGCGAAGAGGGGCUUACUCGUCGAAGACGAGGAGGAGUCAAAAGACCCCUUGAUUCGCUUCUCUCGACGGCUCAUGCAUCACCUGGCCGAGGUUGGCCAGCGCUGGCCACACUUGGCACGAAUCGCACCUUUCUGCGCAUUGCGUGCUGCUGGCCUCAUAAUACGAAUGCAGCUGCAGCAGAUGAAGGAGUCCGUCAAGGAGCAGCAGGAGGGUCUGAAGGAGGCCUCGAAGCAGCACGCCGACGGUGUGAGGUUUCAGCAACAUCAAGGUUGGCGAGGAGUGCUGGGUGAGGUCCACGCAGGUGUGCUGAGUCAGCUUGGCUUCGUGGACUUGGAUCACGGUCGAUGCUUCGAAGGCAAGAUCCAAACCUUCGCCGACUGCUGCAGCGUCGGCGACUUCGAAGAUCAAUGCUGGGGCGCUGGAUCGGAUCUUUCAGCACGUGACAAGGACCGCUGCUGCGGCGGUGCCGCAGGGCGCCGCACGCUGAGCCCACAGCUCGUUGCCUCCGUCGCGGCACAGUUGGGAAGCGCUUCCCCGAAGAAGCCGCCCUCGGAGGUGCUGGUUCCGGCAGUGGAUGCCUGGUUGAAGGACCCGGCUGGCAGACUGCCCAGUGGCGAGACCUGCAGCAUGGCCCUGAUCUACUUGCUUGCGGAGGAUGUUUCUGCAGAGGAUGUUCUCCAUCAGCAGGGUCAGAAUCUGAAGGCGCCAGGAGAGAAGCUUGCUCGCGAUCUGAAAUCCAUGCAGGGAGCCCCUGGCAUAGUUGGACAAGACAGCCACGAGAGCUGGAUCCCUGUGCCCACGCUGGCUGCAUCAGGGGGCCGCCGGGCUCUCUACACGACCAUCGCCCUCUCUCCGCAGCUUCUGCCCCUGGAGCCCGACGAAGCCGAGGCCGCGGAGGCGAACGCGCGGACCCGCACGCCGGGCCCCUGGGAGGAGGCCCCAGGAAAGCUGGCGGUCCGGCUGGAGGACGCCUCGGAGUCGGCUUUGCAGAAGCUGCUGGCGAAAGAGGCCGCCCACUUCGCGAGGCACGAGGCCUCUCCCACCCUCCGGGCGCUGCACGAGGCAGCAUCCUUGCUGAAAGAACUGGAUCAUCGCAGCGAGGAGCUGGAGGGACAGAGCGGCAAAGAGUCGGCCCAGCACCUGGCCGAGUGUUCUGCCGGCUGGCGUGAGCUCGGUGAGGCCGAGAUUCGGCGGCUGACGCCGAAGAGUCGUCUAAGACUCCGCCAGCGCGGCGGCGAGGAUCCCAGUGGCCGAGAAGUUCUACUGCUGGCUCAGCUGCGGGUCAGCGGCGAGCCUGGGACCCAGGACACUGUCUGGGAAGUGCAGAUGCUGGACGGAAGUGAGCCCAAAGUCCAGUACUUUAACUUGCUGCGGUCAGACUUCGCCGGAACCCGGCCGGAUGUCAACGCCAGCGAGGCGGAUGCCCGGCUCGAUACUCUUGGGCAGGACCACGUCCAGGCGCUGGUUGCUUCGGGGGUUUAG
Messenger RNA from Symbiodinium sp. CCMP2456, 3210 nucleotides. The record is from the annotation of a GenBank genome assembly. NCBI's taxonomy places the organism in Eukaryota, Dinophyceae, Suessiales, Symbiodiniaceae.